This is a messenger RNA of Laccaria bicolor S238N-H82, 1509 nucleotides long. RefSeq lists its product as uncharacterized. The record is from RefSeq and is a predicted model, not a curated record. The transcript is spliced from 2 exons. NCBI's taxonomy places the organism in Eukaryota, Fungi, Basidiomycota, Agaricomycetes, Agaricales, Hydnangiaceae. Bases 1 to 1509 code for a protein of 502 amino acids.
AUGCAAGAUAUCAUCAUGUUCGACACUGACGAAUUAUAUUUCGACGUUUUAGAUCUCAUUACAGCGUUUUCAAAGCUAUCGCUGAAAGACCCACCAAUCUACAACGUCCCAAAUGACAUAUUGUACAUCCUCUUCCGCCUCGUCUGCGCGGGGCCUCCUUCCUUGGAAACACUCAAGCAAGCACUGGCGCUCACGCACGUCUGCGGCUCAUGGCGUGCCCUAGCCAUCCAUAUCCCCCACCUCUGGACGUACGCUCGCAUGUUUCAUAAAACAUCUCUUGGUCACUUCGACAAGGGACCACAUAAUCGUGUUAUGGUCGUCAACUCCCUCCUCAAACGAUCGGCUCGCCUGCCCUUCGAGUUCCAUUUUCUUCGUGCGGAGUUUGUGGAUAUUUGUUGGAAUGCUGGGUCGGACGUUGCUCCAAUGUUCGAACAGGCGUUUAGCGCGAGGAGUGUGGGGUGUGAGAAGUUGCGGGUUGCGAUUCCGUCGAAUAGGCAUAUGGAUAUGCUUUUGGAUGUGGUGAAGGGGAUGAAGAUGCCCGUUCUGAAGCGGGUCGAGUGGAAUAUCGUUGGUGGUGAGCGGUUGAAUGUUGACCUUGAGCCGAGGGAGGAGGUGGAAGAUCCGGUUUAUGGACCUGAUGUGAGGAUGUUUGGGUGGCAUGCGCUCAAGCCUGGUUAUCCGCUUCCCAAGUACCAUUCCCUUCUCGGUUGGCUAGGCGCGACGUAUCGGAUAACGACUUUGUCGAUCAAGUACCUUCCUGGCGUCACCCCAGCUACCCUUCACCCCGUAUUGCUCGCUUCAAAGGAUACUCUCGUUUAUCUGGCUUUGUACAACCACCAGCCUGUGGGCGAAACGGAAUCCGCGAUUCAAUUGGAGCCAGUGUCCCUCCCGAAACUCGAGCGUGUGGAUCUUGGGUACAUCAAGCCGACCGUCUUGCUUGGGUUCGUCAAGCUGCUUUUACUUCCCGCGGUCAAACAUCUCUCUGUGCGUGAUUUCGGCGGGUGUCCAGAGACGAAUGGGCAGAUUACGCCAAAACAUUACGGGGGUAUCGGAGAAGAAUGGAACACGAAUCGGAGCAAGGACGCUUACCAGCUUCUAGUCGGCCUCGUUGACUCGGUUAUCGCCGCCCAAUCCAAGGACCGGGCUCUUGUUAAACUAGACAUGUACGGCGUCAUGUGCCGAACGACGACGCGCUUACUCGUACUUGAACCGCUUCGGGAACUGGUUCUUGGCUUGCACUCUCUUGCGAUGGUCCAAUGCGAUGGGCGGUUCCCGCAGCUUUUGAACAUCAUCACCUAUGGGUGCUCCCCACGCCAUUUGAAGAGCCUGAAGGACCUGGUGAUGACUGGCCAUCCUGUGCAUACGAUGUUGCUCGAUUAUCUGCGUACGCGGAAGAGCGUGGAUUUGCCGAAAUUGAAGAGCCUUGGCGUUUGUACUAGGAUGGCGGCUUUUACUCAUUUCUUUGAAGAGUUUGUCGAAGCGCAGCCUCAGGUUGUCGUGGAGAGUUGA